This is a messenger RNA of Prunus armeniaca (apricot), 615 nucleotides long. The record is from the annotation of a GenBank genome assembly. Lineage: Eukaryota; Viridiplantae; Streptophyta; Magnoliopsida; Rosales; Rosaceae.
AUGCAUCAGGAUGCGAAUACACUAGUGAAGAAGUGCGACAAAUGCCAGCGAUUCGGUAAUGUGCCCCACAUUCCUGCCGAACCUUUAACACCGAUCAUAAGUCUAUGGCCUUUUGCCCAAUGGGGACUCGACCUAAUCGGCCCAAUGCCACAAGGCAAAGGCCAGGUUAAGUACGUUGUGGCCGUUGUGGACUACUUCACCAAAUGGGUAGAGAACGAAGCUCUGGCAACCAUAACGGCAGCCAGAAUGGAGGACUUCGUGUGGACCCAUAUCUGUUGCAGAUUCAGUAUCCCCUAUGCAAUCAUCACCGAUAACGGCAGGCAAUUUGAUUCGAAACUCUUCAAACAGUUUUGUACCCGCCAAAAGGUCAAUCUGUUCUUCGCGUCACCAGCUCACCCCCAAUCAAACGGCCAAGUUGAAGCAAUAAACAAAAUCAUUAAGAAACUGCUGAAACAACAACUUGACAAUGCCAAGGGCGCUUGGCCAGAGAAGCUUCCCGAAGCGCUAUGGGCAAUCCGGACAUCCUUCAAAACAUCCACCGGGGAAACCCCCUUCUCUCUAGCCUUCGGAUCGGAAGUCGUCAUCUCCGUGGAGAUCAGCGAGCCUUCCUACUAA